Messenger RNA from Rubroshorea leprosula, 1968 nucleotides. NCBI's taxonomy places the organism in Eukaryota, Viridiplantae, Streptophyta, Magnoliopsida, Malvales, Dipterocarpaceae. The record is from the annotation of a GenBank genome assembly.
AUCAGAUGUAAAUAUAUGUGUCAUCACCAGCGGCCAUUGUCGUUUAUCUUGUCUAAAUCCUGGUUGAUUUUGGAGAUUCAGAAAUUCGCAGCUCAGGUGGGGAUCGCCCCAAAUUCUAAUUUAUUGUAUUGUGAAACCCAUUUCCUAAUGUUUCCAAUUUAAUGGGUUGAUUUGAUUGCUUUUUUUUUGCCUGUUUAAUAUGCCCUUUUACGAAAUUGGAAUUCUGUCAAUGUUUGAAUAUGAAAAUUAUCUUUUAUCUUGCUGGGUGUUGAUUUAUUUCCAUGUUCUCUCUGAAGAAGCAUUCAAAUUUUCAUUGAAAUCGUAUGAUGAAUGACUUUAACAGCAUGUUGUUUGAAAUCUCGCCUGGUAUAUGACAGUUUAGGGGGUUGUCAUUCGUUUUGCAGUGGUGCUCGAUUUAGGUUUACUAGAAGCAUUCAAAUUUUCAUGGAAAUCGUAUGAUGAAUGACUUUAACAGCAUGUUGUUUGAAAUCUCGUCUGGUAUAUAACAGUUUAGGGGGUUGUCAUUCGUUUUGCAGUGGUGCUUGAUUAGGUUUAAUUUACUCUGUUCGAAAUCGAAAUUACGAUGCCUGUGCUAGUUGGUUGCUUGAAAUGCCUGAGUUCUCCCAGCUCAAAAGUCAUGAACUUGCUAUAAUUUACAGAAACUGAUCUGACAUGAGGAGAUAUAGAGGAGACAAGUUUUCUCAAUUUUCAUGAUGGAACAAAGUGAUGAUUCUUUUAGGAAUCAAAUUUCAGCUCUUUUGCGAGCUAUAAAUGUAACACGAUUCUUCAAAGAGGACAAUGUUCCUUGCCAAAUUGAAGAGGGUCUCUUUUUGGGCUCAAUUGCAGCUGCUAAUAACAAGAAUGCACUCAAGAGUUCUAAUAUCACGCACGUCUUAACUGUCGCUAGUUCACUGAGACCUGCACACACAAAUGACUUUGUGUACAAAGUCAUUCCAGGUAGAUGGAAUUGCUCUUUUAAUGAUGUGAACUUGGUUUUCUAUUUAGAAUAACGUCUUUUGAACAUUUGAAACUGUGCUUAUGAAGCAUUGUCUUUCCUCAUCUUAGUGAUGGUGUUCCUCAGAUGGUAGUCUAUUUCAGCUCUUUUGCUCCUGAGCAGCUAGUUACUCUUUCUAAUAUAUGAGAAUGUUGCCUACAAGAGUCAGUAUCACUAUAGCUUAUUUAUACCUUUUAGCCAUCUGUUUCUCAUGCAUAAUCAAUUUUUGCCAAAACAUGCAUUCAACUGGAUCCAUAUGAACUAGUAUCAAUUUCCUAUCUUAUACAUGACUCACCUAAUCUAAGUUCUUUAAAAAUGGAACCUUGUGGCUUCUGCUCACAUAAUAAGGCCAUAUUUACUCAUUGAUGAAAGGGCUGUUCGAGUUUUUUUAACACAUUGAGAAUCUUGAAGAAGCAUUAACAAUAACUCAAUUUUUCUCUCUGUAAAUUGAGGUAGUCUUGGACAAAGAAGAUACAAAUAUAACUCAGUACUUUGAUGAGUGCUUUGAUUUCAUUGAUGAAGCCAAACGACGGGGUGGUGGUGUACUUGUUCAUUGCCUUGUCGGAAGAUCCAGGAGUGUUACCAUAGUUGUUGCAUAUCUUAUGAAGAAACGUGGUAUGAGCCCAUCACAAGCGUUGGAAUAUGUUAAGAGCAAACGACCACAAGCAGCACCAAACUCUGGUUUUCUUUCACAAUUGCAAGAGUUUGAGAAAUCACUUCAAAGUGCAUAAAUCAUGUAGACUGCAAUUACACUUGUCUUAGUCUUGUGCCUAAGGAAAAAACUUACACGACAAAAUCCCAAAAUUGCACUCUGUUACUAUCCAUGGAACUCUGCUUGUCAGAGAAGUUUGUAUCAUCAGAUUCUUGUUCUCUUGGUCUUUUUGUCAUCAAACUUCCAAGAAGCGUCCUCAACAUUGUAAAAGUCUUUUAGAGUACGUUUUGCGAUAACUCGAACAGAAAGCUUCUUUUGUAUC